Molecule: messenger RNA, 3765 nt
Organism: Suncus etruscus (white-toothed pygmy shrew)
Lineage: Eukaryota; Metazoa; Chordata; Mammalia; Eulipotyphla; Soricidae
Gene: NAT10
Product: N-acetyltransferase 10
Exons: 28
Coding region: 144-3224 (1026 amino acids)
Biological process (GO): rRNA acetylation involved in maturation of SSU-rRNA
Cellular component (GO): nucleolus; 90S preribosome
Molecular function (GO): tRNA binding; 18S rRNA cytidine N-acetyltransferase activity; ATP binding
Source: RefSeq, a predicted model, not a curated record
CUAUUUGAGGAUUAAAUAAAGUGAUUGCUGUAAAUGUGCCAGCCCUGCCCCUGGCCAUCCACUAUGAUUCUUUGCCCAGAAUCUGGUGUUGACCUAUCUUAAUGGUAUUUUUUUACCUUUUGUCAUAGUAACCACCUUUCACCAUGAAUCGGAAGAAAGUGGAUAACCGGAUCCGGAUUCUCAUAGAGAAUGGGGUGGCAGAGCGCCAGAGGUCACUGUUUGUUGUGGUUGGAGAUCGAGGAAAGGAUCAGGUGGUUAUUCUCCAUCACAUGUUGUCCAAAGCAGCUGUGAAGGCUCGGCCUUCAGUUCUCUGGUGUUAUAAGAAAGAGCUGGGAUUUAGCAGUCACCGGAAGAAAAGAAUGCGACAGCUGCAGAAAAAAAUUAAGAAUGGGACAUUGAACAUAAAGCAGGACGAUCCCUUUGAGCUCUUCGUAGCAGCCACUAACAUUCGCUACUGCUAUUACAACGAGACGCACAAGAUCCUGGGCAACACCUUUGGCAUGUGUGUCCUCCAGGAUUUUGAAGCCUUAACUCCGAACUUGCUGGCCAGGACUGUGGAAACAGUAGAAGGUGGUGGGCUGGUGGUCAUCCUCCUUCGGACCAUGAACUCACUCAAGCAGUUGUACACCAUGACCAUGGACGUGCAUUCCCGAUACAGGACUGAGGCCCAUCAGGACGUCGUGGGGAGAUUUAAUGAGAGAUUCAUCCUCUCUCUGGCCUCUUGUAAGAAGUGUCUCGUCAUCGAUGACCAGCUCAGCAUCCUGCCCAUUUCUUCCCAUGCUGCCAGCAUUGAGGCUCUCCCUCCCAAGAGUCAAGACGACAACCUUGGCCCUGCAGAUCUGGAGCUGAAGGAACUGAAGGAGAGCCUGCAGGACACGCAGCCUGUGGGCGUCUUGGUGGACUGCUGCAGGACCCUGGACCAGGCCAAGGCUGUCUUGAAAUUCAUUGAGGGCAUCUCAGAGAAGACGCUGCGGAGUACAGUCGCGCUCACAGCGGCCCGUGGGAGGGGCAAAUCUGCAGCCCUCGGGUUGGCCAUUGCUGGGGCAGUGGCUUUUGGGUACUCCAAUAUCUUUGUUACCUCCCCCAGCCCCGAUAACCUUCACACGCUGUUUGAAUUUGUGUUUAAAGGAUUUGAUGCUCUGCAGUAUCAGGAACAUCUGGACUAUGAAAUAAUUCAGUCUCUUAAUCCUGAAUUUAACAAAGCUGUGAUCAGAGUGAAUGUAUUCCGAGAACACAGGCAGACUAUUCAGUAUAUCCAUCCCGCAGACGCCGUGAAGCUGGGCCAGGCCGAGCUUGUUGUGAUUGAUGAAGCUGCCGCCAUUCCCCUCCCAUUGGUGAAAAGCCUGCUGGGGCCUUACCUUGUUUUCAUGGCCUCCACCAUCAAUGGCUAUGAGGGCACCGGUCGCUCUCUGUCCCUCAAGCUGAUCCAGCAGCUUCGCCAACAGAGUGCCCAGAGCCAGAUCAGCACCACUGCAGAGAACAAGACCACCACCACAGCUAGGCUGGCCUCAGCGCGGACGCUGCAUGAGGUCUCCCUGCAGGAGUCGAUCCGAUAUGCCCCUGGGGACACCGUGGAGAAGUGGCUCAAUGACCUGCUGUGCCUGGACUGCCUCAACAUUACGCGGAUUGUGUCGGGCUGCCCCUUGCCAGAAGCUUGUGAACUCUACUAUGUUAACAGAGACACCCUCUUUUGCUACCAUAAGGCCUCCGAAGUUUUCCUACAGCGACUGAUGGCCCUCUACGUGGCUUCUCAUUACAAGAACUCUCCCAAUGAUCUCCAGAUGCUUUCUGACGCGCCUGCUCACCAUCUUUUUUGCCUUCUGCCUCCUGUGCCCCCCACCCAGAAUUCCCUUCCCGAGGUGCUGGCUGUGGUGCAGGUGUGCCUCGAAGGGGAGAUUUCUCGCCAGUCUAUCCUGAACAGCCUGUCUCGAGGCAAGAAGGCAUCAGGGGAUCUGAUUCCGUGGACAGUGUCAGAGCAGUUCCAAGAUCCCGACUUCGGCGGCCUUUCCGGGGGAAGGGUGGUUCGCAUUGCUGUUCACCCGGAUUAUCAAGGGAUGGGCUAUGGCAGCCGAGCCCUUCAGCUCCUGCAGAUGUACUAUGAGGGCCGGUUCCCCUGUCUGGAGGAGAAGGUCCUUGAGACGUCACAGGAAAUCCAUACUGUCAGCCAAGAGGCCGUCAGCUUGCUGGAAGAAGUUGUCACACCUCGGAAGGACCUGCCUCCCUUGCUCCUUAAAAUGAACGAGAGACCUGCAGAGCACUUAGACUACUUGGGCGUGUCCUAUGGCAUGACACCCAGGCUCCUCAAGUUCUGGAAACGAGCAGGGUUCGUCCCCGUGUAUUUGAGACAGACUCCGAAUGACCUGACUGGGGAGCACUCGUGCAUCAUGCUGAAGACCCUGAGCGAAGAGGAUGCGGCCGACCAGGGCUCCUGGCUCAAGGCCUUUUGGAAAGAUUUCCGGAGGCGCUUCCUGGCUUUGCUGUCCUACCAGUUCAGCACCUUCUCUCCUUCCCUGGCUCUGAACAUCAUUCAGAACAGGAACAUCAGGGCGCUGGCCCAGCCGGUGCUGCGCCGGGACGAGCUGGAGGCCCUCUUCCUCCCCUACGACCUAAAGAGGCUGGAGAUGUACUCGAGGAACAUGGUCGACUACCACCUCAUCAUGGACCUGGUCCCCUCCAUCUCUCGCAUGUACUUCCUCAACCAACUAGGGGACCUGGCCUUGUCCGCUGCCCAGUCAGCUCUUCUUUUGGGACUUGGCUUGCAACAUAAAUCAGUGGACCAGCUAGAAAAAGAGAUCGAGCUGCCCUCAGGCCAGCUGAUGGGACUUUUCAACCGGAUCAUCCGCAAAGUCGUGAAGCUGUUUAAUGAGGUACAAGAAAAGGCUAUUGAGGCACAGAUGGCGGCAGUGAAGGACGUGGUCAUGGAGCCCACCAUAAAGAACCUGAGUGACGACCUGGAUGAAGCAGCCAAGGAAUUCCAGGAGAAACACAAGCUAGAAGUGGGAAAGCUGAAGGCUCUGGACCUCUCUGAGUAUGUAAUUCGUGGGGACGACGAAGAGUGGAAUGAAGUUUUAAACAAAGCUGGGCAGAAUGCUUCCAUCGUCAGUCUCAAAAGUGAUAAGAAAAGGAAGUCGGAAGCCAAAACUGAACCCAAAGAGAACAAAAAGCUGAAGAAAAACAGAGACGCAAGGAACAAAAAAGAUCUGAAACAGAAGCGGAAGAAAUAGUGGCACUUGGGCCUUGGCAGCUGGCUUUUUAAGGAGCUCGUGACCUGCAACUUCUGGCUGAGCUGGGCAGAGGCCUGGACUGUUCAAACCAGCACUGGCAUCGUCAGACUCAGCAGACAUGGCCUGCAGGCCAACGCUUGGCUUCAGUCUGUUUCGGAAUCGAGAGCUGGGCUGACUGCUGGCCCUGCUGAGGGUCUGUCUCCUCCUCCAGCCCAGAGACUUGGAGUGUCUUUCACACACCAGCUCUUGUUUCUUCUCAGGUCUUCACUCCCCGACUUUCGGGCAAUUCUCAUGUUCCUGUCCAUGCAUGAUGCCUGGAGGUGGCACCCACCGCUGUGCCCAAUCCACUCCUGCCUCCUUGAGGUUUUGCUGCUCAUGGACACAGAAAACCUGUAUCAGGAACUAGGCAGGAGCUGAUGGGACUCGCCCAGGCAUAUCAGCUCAUCCAAAUUUGGAACCAAAUGAUGGGAAAGACCAAUCUGUUGGCUCGGAUAAAGAGGGCUAGAGACUAUUUUUAAUAAAUAACCUCCUAGAAAGUCAA